This is a messenger RNA of Fulmarus glacialis (Northern fulmar), 1270 nucleotides long. RefSeq names its product syntaxin 2 (gene STX2). Gene Ontology annotation, cellular component: presynaptic active zone membrane; plasma membrane; SNARE complex. Bases 49 to 828 code for a protein of 259 amino acids. Lineage: Eukaryota; Metazoa; Chordata; Aves; Procellariiformes; Procellariidae. The record is from RefSeq and is a predicted model, not a curated record. Gene Ontology annotation, biological process: exocytosis; intracellular protein transport; synaptic vesicle fusion to presynaptic active zone membrane. The transcript is spliced from 9 exons. Gene Ontology annotation, molecular function: SNAP receptor activity; SNARE binding.
AAAGGAAAUGAAGAUGGGGAGACAGUUGUUGUUGAAAAAGACCAUUUUAUGGAUGACUUUUUCCAACAGGUUGAGGAACUUAGAAAUAAUAUAGCAAAAAUAGCACAGAAUGUGGAAGAAGUGAAAAAGCAGCACAGCAUUAUCCUGUCAGCACCAAAUCCUGAAGGAAGAACAAAGGAAGAACUUGAAGAAUUAAAUGAGGAAAUAAAGAAGAUUGCUAAUAAAAUCCGAGCCAGGUUAAAGGCUAUUGAACAAAGUUUUGAUCAGGGCGAAAAUGCUAAUCGGACAUCAGUGGACCUCAGGAUAAGAAAAACACAGCACUCUGUAUUAGCUCACAAGUUUGUGGAGGUCAUGACGGAAUACAACGAGACCCAAACUCUUUUUCGAGAACGCAGCAAAGGGCGGAUACAGAGACAAUUAGAGAUAACUGGAAAGACCACCACUGAUGAGGAACUGGAAGAAAUGUUAGAGAGUGGUAAUCCUUCAAUUUUCACUUCUGAUAUUAUAUCAGACUCCCAAAUAACUAGGCAAGCUCUGAAUGAAAUUGAGUCACGUCACAAGGAUAUUAUGAAACUGGAGUCUAGCAUACGGGAACUACAUGAAAUGUUUAUGGACAUGGCAAUGUUUGUUGAGACUCAGGGUGAAAUGAUCAACAACAUAGAAAAGAACGUGAUGAAUGCAUCAGAUUACGUGGAACAUGCAAAAGAGGAGACAAAAAAGGCAGUUAAAUAUCAAAGUAAAGCACGAAGGAAAUUGAUGUUCAUAAUUAUAUGUGUAACUGUAUUGCUUCUGAUACUUGGAAUUAUCCUAGCAACAACACUAUCAUAGCAAGCACAUUCCAAGAGUUACGAACCUUCAGAAACUCCAAAAUACAUCUUCAGUAAAACCAAACCUUUUUUAAUAAAUGAUGCCUUACGCUGUUGCAUGAUGAUGACCUACCACUAAUGGUUAAAAAUGAAAACAAAAUCACUCUUAAUGUUUACUUAUAAAUGAAGAUCAGAAUGUAUUAGGAUAUGUAUGGAUUUUCAUCAUAAACUAUACAUUUGUAAGACUGAAACUUGCUCUUAAUUGUUUUGAACUAAAGUAACUUAGGAUUUUUUUCAUAUCUCAGUGUUACAAACAGAGGCUAUUGAGUUUUGACUGUUUGGCUUUUUUUCCUGUUGCUAAUAUAAUUCUAAUCACAAAUUUUAGUACCUUACCAGUGCUGCUUUUGUUAGCACUCUCGUGAACAUUUUUAUGUGAUGUAGCCUUGUCUUCAAGUAUAUUAAUU